Molecule: messenger RNA, 2426 nt
Organism: Helicoverpa armigera (cotton bollworm)
Lineage: Eukaryota; Metazoa; Arthropoda; Insecta; Lepidoptera; Noctuidae
Product: tetraspanin-18B
Exons: 1
Coding region: 289-1311 (340 amino acids)
Cellular component (GO): plasma membrane
Source: RefSeq, a predicted model, not a curated record
AAUGUCAGACUUUUUUGGAACAAUUUAUGAGGCUAUCAAGGCUAUCACCGCCUAUUGGUCAUGGAAAAGAAAGAGUAUCGUGAAAACUUGGGAAAAUAAGUUUUCAUAUCUAGACAUCAAACCUCCAUGGCAAACUUCUUUUAACAUUGUUAGCAGAAUACUGGCCUGCAAGAACUUUGACAAUGUGACAAUGUCACAUUGUCAAAGCAUCAAACACCUAUUUUGAAAAUAACCUAUACAAUUUAAUUAAUUUGUUAUACAUUUAGCUGAAUCUAGAAUCAAGAAAACAUGCAUACGAUUGGGUUACCGCGCACAUGCCUCGGAUUCACAAACAUAUUGUUCUUUAUGUUCGGUUUGAUCGGGUUUGUGAUUUGCGUGUGGUGCGCAUUCAACACUGAAUUCUUCCGCGAUGUGAACUACACGGUGACGAAGAGCUCGAUGGUCGACGUUGUCGCCAAGUUCGUGAACAUGAAGCUGUGGCUGACCCCUCUCACGUCGAUACUGAUCCCAGUGGCCAUGCUAGCCAUGAUGACGUCAUGCUGCGGAGUGCUCGGCGCCGGCUGCAAAGUCAAAUGCGCGAUAAAAACAUACGUAUUCCUCGUCAGUGUGUUAUCUCUAAUCGCUUUUUGGUUGUUCUUCAUAACUGGAGUAUACAACAUUUACUCUAAUAACGACAGCACGCGAAAAUCUAUGAGACAGUCUAUACACAAAUACUAUGGCAAAGAAAACGAUUUGAUUACUUAUAUGUGGGACUACAUAAUGGUGAAGCACCAGUGCUGCGGUGCGGAUAGUUACAGAGACUUUUCUAAAAGUCAUUGGCAGACAUUGAACCCUAAGAAAAUAUAUCCGAUCCAAUGCUGUAAGCUCGCUAACAUAAGUAGCCUCGUGCCGGUGUCUAAGGAUUGCUCAGAGAGUCUCGAUCCCAAUAUACAGUCGAACAAAGAUAUGGGAUGUUUCAACGCUUUGCGCUCAGCUAUUCUCAUGAACAAAGGGAAGAUAAUCUUCUAUAUCAUUCUUAUAGCUUUCGUUUAUACGAUAUUGACGACAUUCGCGUACUGCAUUAUUCGUGGGGAACCGUUGUUGGGGUCAAUGGCAGGGCAGUUCACAGAGCUACUGCCUUCGAAACCUCGGGAAGGGGUAAAUAUGAUUAUUCCAACACCUGCAUCUCUUAACGACAUGGUGUAUGUUGAGGAGCCGCCUAAGAAAGUGGUGAAAGUAGUUUCGGCAGCAAACCCCUUCCAGUCGUACAAGUUUACUCCGAACGCCUACAAUCGUCCUGAAGAUUUUCGCGCACAUACCAUGAGAACGUAGUUGUAUAUAUUAUUCAAUAUAAAUUUUCAAUUUAGUCUCUGUGUUUCUUUUUCUCUUAACUUUGAACUCGAUAAGGUAAUUUGCUUUCUCAUUUAGAUAAUGAGCUGUGGUAUGUAUGAUCAACCAUUUAGCCUAUGUGUUGAUUGCCUUCUUGUGUUUUAGAUUUGAUUCAAACUUAUUUUCAUUUUUAAGAAUCUCUCUCUUCAAUAUUUUACUGUGAGCAGCAUAGACAUACAAAAUAUGAAUUUCGUUUCUUUCGUUAAUGUAGCCAAUGCAAAAACGGCCUUUUUUGUUACAAUUUCAUUAAAAGGGCUAAUGAUAUUAUUCCAUUAUUGUGAAAAAGAAUACACUACACUAUAAACCAUUUCACCUUAAUCAGUUUUUUUUUUCGCAUCGUCAAAUGCGUUAAUUCGGUAGUUACAAAGACAAGACCAAAAAAUUUACACCUAUUGGUGGCCUAGUGGGUAAAAGACCAACCUCUCAAGUACGAGGGCGCGGGUUCGAUCCCAGGUCAGGCAAGUACCAAUGCAACUUUUCCAAGUUUGUAUGUAGUUUCUAAGUAUAUCUUAGACACCAUUGACUGUGUUUCGGAUGGCACGUUAAACUGUAGGUCCCGGCUGUCAUUGAACAUCCUUGGCAGUCGUUACGGGUAGUCAGAAGCCAGUAAGUCUGACACCAGUCUAACCAAGGGGUAUCGGGUUGCCCGGGUAACUGGGUUGAGGAGGUCAGAUAGGCAGUCGCUUCUUGUAAAGCACUGGUACUCAGCUGAAUCCGGUUAGACUGGAAGCCGACCCCAACAUAAUUGGGAAAAGGCUCGGAGGAUGAUGAUGAUGGUGGCCUAGUGGGUAAAGAACCAACCUCUCGAGUAUGAGGCCGCGGGUUCGAUUCCAGGUCAGGCAAGUACCAAUGCAACUUUUCUAAGUUUGUAUGUACUUUUUAAGUAUAUCUUGGACACCAACGGCUGAUAAAAAGGUGAAGAAACAUCUUGAGGAAACCUGGACUGUAUAGUCUGAAAUUACCAACCCGCAUUGAGCAAGUGUGGUGAUUAAUGCUCAAUCCUUCUCCAUGUGAGAGGAGGCCAGCAGUGGGACGAUACAAAGGCUGUAACAGUAACA